Pestalotiopsis fici W106-1 is the source of this 2310-nucleotide messenger RNA. RefSeq lists its product as uncharacterized. The transcript has a single exon. Bases 1 to 2310 code for a protein of 769 amino acids. NCBI's taxonomy places the organism in Eukaryota, Fungi, Ascomycota, Sordariomycetes, Amphisphaeriales, Sporocadaceae. The record is from RefSeq and is a predicted model, not a curated record.
AUGUCAAGCCAACAAGCAACCUCCGGCCUCGCGCGCACCCGACCCAUUCGCAUUUCCGGCAGACCGCCCUUGAGCAGCGCCCAGCCAGCAACGGGCGGCGCGCCUACUCCGAGCACUGCGAAUCAUGUCUUGCUCUUCCUCACCAACCUGCGACUUCUAGACCUCGAUCAGGAACGAGACUGGCCCGGUAUCUCCCAGGUCACGUUUUCCACCAAAGAUGCGGCCGGCGGGCUCAAGAACAGAAUACAAUGCGUCGAAUGGGCACUCUACCAGCUGUUUGUCCUCUGGGACGGCGAGGAAGCGCGGAAUAAGCUGAAGCCCUUCUUCCCGCCGCUUGACCAGGUCCAGUCGAUCAAUCUACGCGCAGCUCUCCUACGAAGCCUCGAGCAGGUAAAGCGCAGUGGGCUCCUGGGACGAGAUGCCGUCUUGCGCAAGACCAUGCUUGACGAGUGCAAGGGCGAACGAUUCGAGGAGGUGCUGGCCGUGUUCUCGUCGGCAGUGUUGAAGAAACUGGUCGCUGAAAGAGCUCUGAACGCCGGACAUGAAUACACUCCCGCAAUCUCGGAAAAGAUAUCACUCGAAAACUAUGGCUACUCUGGCGAUCGCACUCAGAUCAACGCCCUUCUACUAGCCCACAAGUUCUCCUUGCGCAAGGCAUUGGAGGACAAGGUAGCCGCCCGGAAAAAGUAUCGAGACUUUGAAGAAUUGGUUGCAUCAGAACAGCAGAAAGUGGCCAGAAGAAAGGAAGAGCUCAAAGCUACUGCCGAGUCCCAGGCACAUCCCAAUAUCCCCGACACUUUGAUGAAGCAGACUCGCCAGAUGAUAAAGACCAAUUGGACUGGCAGCGAUCAAUGGGCAGACACGCUUCUUCAGAACGAUACGGGCUUGAAUCAAGGAGGCCUGCUUGCCUCUAACUUUAAUCAUGUGUGGUCCGGAGUACGUGCCGGACAGCUUGCGGACAUGGAGAGCGACAGCACUGGCCUUUUAGAAAAACUGGACCAAAGAGUCAGCUUGCAGCGUUCGAGGCUUGAAAAGUGGCAGCAAUUCCGCCAAGAGUUAUUUGGGGAUCAAGCGCAGAAGCAAGUAGACCGCAAGCAACAGGCCAACAACAAGGCACAGCGUGUUGACCUUGGCUUCCAUGCACACAAGAACUUGCUACCGUCGACUGAGGUUGCCAAGUCGUCACCCUCCAACGGGCCUCCAGAGUAUACACAGUUGCUCCAGUCAUUGCGUACAGAAUUGGACACGAUUCGCAAACCUCACAUCCCCAACUUUGCCAAGCUCGCCAGAACACAGAGAGGCGCAGAGUCCUCCAACCUCUUAACAGUAUCUGGAUUGGCGGCUGAACCGAUUUCCGAUCUUAGUGAGUGGGAAGACGAGCCAGAAGACACCAGGCCUGCCUCGAAGACCAUGGCCCCGGCCAAUGCCAAGGUUCUCGGGCGGACAAACAGCCAGCUUGAUCGCACACGAGCACUUCGAAGACCCAUAGCCCGCCAGCGCUCUACAGAUAGUGAUUCUACGCAGGGAUCAUCGGACUUGAUGCGUCCUAGCGCUCAAUACGCAAUACGGACCAAGUCCUCUACUAGCAACGGUAGCGAUGGAUCUCGUGCUGCUGUCGAUAGGGUCCCUAGUGAACCCGUCGUUGAGCAAAAGGUUUUGCUUCGUCCAGAGCCGAAAAUCCUGUCACCCGAUGCGCCCGGCUCCUUGUCCGAAUCCGAAGAUAGAUCAGAAUCCGAUACUGCACUUGAGACUUCUGGAUCGGUUUCACCAACACAGGCAACUGCUGACCAGAUCCUGGCAUCCAUGUCCAAUGCAUCACCCUCGCCUACCAAGAGGCCUCGCCAUACGCUUUCCCUUGCGGAACGGACACGCAUGUCCAUGUCCAGAACCAGCUCGUUUGAACCAGAUGACGAGACCAACCCGCACCUGUUAUCACCGAGUCUGGCUAAGAGCAAUAGAAAGUUUGGUAUUACAAGUCCACCAGUCGCUGAGUCGAGCAAUGGUGACGAAUAUGACGACCUCGUCGCUCGUACCCGUCGGUCAAUGGCAGGGUUCGAAGCAGCAAAACAGAAAGCUCAGCUCGAAAGAAGGCGGUCGCAGAGGCAGAGCAAAUUAAUCCAGCCGCGAAAAGAUGGCUACUUUCCCAAGGUUGACGAAGAGGGCCUGGGCGAUGCUUCGGUCAUGGAAGAGCUCCUGGACGCACAACAGGAGGAUCCAGAGGCUAUCUUCAAAAGUCGGCCCAGGAUGAGAACAAGCCCAGUGCCAAGUCCCCAUGGAAGAUGGGAUGAGGAUGAUGAUGAGCUCUUCUGA